Molecule: messenger RNA, 1068 nt
Organism: Microsporum canis CBS 113480
Lineage: Eukaryota; Fungi; Ascomycota; Eurotiomycetes; Onygenales; Arthrodermataceae
Exons: 2
Coding region: 1-1068 (355 amino acids)
Source: RefSeq, a predicted model, not a curated record
AUGGCUCCGUUGAAAGGUGAUAUGCAAAGGGUCUUUCAGGCUUACCAGCCACUUUUCGUCGGGCAAAACGCGUUGAUUCGGCGAAGAAAGGCAAUAUUAACGAAAUUACUAACUUACCAGUGCCCUCCCAGCGAUCUGCUUGCGGAUUUGGGCCUUCAUAAGAUCGUUGAUAUUUUGCAAUCUUUGUUGAAAGACAACGCCUUUGCUUUAGAAGAUGCGGAAAAACAUGACCCAAAACCAAGUCAGGCUUAUCAAACGGUACAAGGGGGAUAUAGUGCCAAUACUUGGGUUCCAAAAGGCUCAUUGAAGGAUACUGGUGACAAUAGUGUGUCGGAAGAAGAUGAUGGCGAGUGUCUUGUCGGCAAGACGGUGGAAGUCGAGAAAUCUCAAACUGAAGAAGAUAAAACCGCAGGCCCCAACCGCAGUCCAAUGUCCUCCAUGCAUGUUACUUCGAGAUGUGCUUGUAUCUCAUACCAAAUACAACAUUUGAUCCUGACCAAGACCCAGAGCCUACUCGAGCAAGCCUGCUUUGAUUUCACAACGAAAUGGGCUCCCGGAUUGAUUUUGAGGGAGAUGUGGGACUGUCCAGAAGCCAUCGAGUUGAGUAAAUGGACCGUGGCCGUAACCAAAGCCCUCGAUGAGAUCCCUAUUGACGCUUUCAGAACAGAGGAUUAUCCAAAUAUAAAAGGAAUCUUUCAUUCUAGCUAUGAGCUCCGCAACAUUUCUGUUCACCGUGUGCGUAUCAGUCUCGACAAACUUGAAGGACUAGUACAAAAUGCGGUUCAGUUUCUGGCGGCACUCCGUGAUAACUCCAGGGCACUUCGGCUUGGCAAGAUGCAGGCUAUUAUGGGCGUGUUCAUGAGGUCGUUGGAAAUGGAGAAAGAGUCUAUCGAGCCCCGGCUUCAGGAUGAGCUUAGCGAGAUUCAUCGCCUACGUGAGGCUUUGGAUAUACGAGAAAAGAAGGCGGUAGAAGCUAUGAGGAGAGACAACAUGAAAGUUAAUAACAAUACUGCGUUUCUGCUGGAAUACGCUUUUGAGGAAAUCUUUAGAGAAGGCCGUUAUCUUUAA